Homarus americanus (American lobster) is the source of this 5316-nucleotide messenger RNA. RefSeq lists its product as uncharacterized. The transcript has 2 exons. The record is from RefSeq and is a predicted model, not a curated record. Bases 61 to 2226 code for a protein of 721 amino acids. Lineage: Eukaryota; Metazoa; Arthropoda; Malacostraca; Decapoda; Nephropidae.
GCGGUCUUUCACUUCUCUUUACAGAGCGUGGUGUUAUGGGCGUUGUUGGUCCAGGCGGCCAUGGUGGUGGGCGACCCUGUACCUCCCCCACGCCCUGCAGAGACCAGCCUCACCACCACUGACGACCAUCACAAUACAGUCAACAACCAUCCCCUUGCGCCCGUCAACCACCACCAGCAGCCUAAUGACGACAACCACAACUUCCAACCUCAAGUCAACCAAGAUGAGGCGGCGACUGACGGAGGAGUCUUGUCGAGCAUCUUCCCCGAGGGUUUUAAGAGGGCUCCACCACUCUCCCGUCCGGAGUCCAACGUCCUAGCACCAUCCCACGACGAGGGUCUAUUCUCCUCCUCCAAGGCCGUGGUUAAGCGCUCCACCGACGGCUCCGAUGCCUACAUGACCGCCAUCGGAUACGACCCUAUGUCAGCGUGGGCCAAGAAGAACUAUGAUCCAGGUUUCGGGUCAUACAUGCAGUCUAUUGGAUACGACCCUUCGAUGGCCUGGGGCAAAAGGGAAGCCAAAAGGAACGGAUAUGAAUCGUACAUGCAGAGUAUCGGCUACGACCCCAUGAUGGCCUGGUCAAAGAGAGACGAUACCUACGAUCCCUACCUCCAGAGCCUGGGAUACGACCCUAUGGUGGCCUUUGCAAAGAAAACAGUUAAGCGAAGUAGCGAGGCUGCAGCAGAUUACUACCAGAAGGACCUACCCAACGGCGUGCCCAGGAAGAGGGACGAGUAUGUCGAUGCUUAUUACCCCCAGCACUUCUUCAGCGAGGGCGGCAUGAAGAAACACGACCCCUACCUAGACGUAUACAUCCCCCAGCACUUCAUGCACAGUUACAAGAGGUCCAUCAAUCCUUACCUCCUCUCCUUGGCCUCCAACGACUGGAAGAGGGCACCGAACGACAUGGGCGCCCAGGGUUUCCAUGAGGGAAUUUUCACCCACAACUUCGGAGAUUUCUCACCUGUUAAGCGCAACAAGAGAGAGGCACAACCCUCCGAGACGGAAACUCCGGACAAGAGGCGCCCUGAUAUGACCUCCAGCGGCUUCCAUGGCGACACCUUCUCCGGAGGCUUUGGUGACUUCUCUACCAUGAAGAAGAGGAGGCUGGGUAUGGGCGCCAGUGGCUUCCAUGGCGACACCUUCAACCAAGGUUUCGGCGAUUUUUCCACCAUGAAGAAGCGUCGCCUGGGGAUGGGUGCCAGCGGCUUCCACGGAGACACCUUCAGUCAAGGGUUCGGAGACUUCUCCACCAUGAAGAAGAGGAGGCUGGGUAUGGGCGCCAGUGGCUUCCAUGGAGAUACUUUUAGUCAGGGCUUUGGAGACUUCUCUACCAUGAAGAAGCGUCGCCUGGGGAUGGGCGCCAGUGGCUUCCACGGAGACACCUUCAGUCAAGGGUUCGGAGACUUCUCCACCAUGAAGAAGAGGAGGCUGGGUAUGGGCGCCAGUGGCUUCCAUGGAGACACCUUCAGCCAAGGCUUCGGAGACUUCUCCACCAUGAAGAAGAGGAGGCUGGGUAUGGGCGCCAGUGGCUUCCAUGGAGACACCUUCAGCCAAGGCUUCGGCGAUUUUUCCACCAUGAAGAAGCGUCGCCUGGGGAUGGGUGCCAGUGGCUUCCACGGAGACACCUUCAGCCAAGGGUUCGGAGACUUCUCCACCAUGAAGAAGAGGCCAGAGAUGGACUCGAGUGGUUUCUAUGGUGACACAUUCUCAGGAGGAUUUGGUGACUUUAACACAAUGAAGAAGAAGGAUGAAGAGGAGAAGGCAGAAACACCAGGAGAAGUGGAAAAGGAGAUAACGAGAAGAAAGCGUCAAGUAGGAGACGACAUGGAAGCUGAUAAACGUCGCCCCGAGAUGGACUCCAGCGGGUUCUACGGCGAUACCUUCAAUGGCGGCUUUGGUGACUUCUAUACCAUGAGGAAGCGCGUGGGGGAGCAGGAAAUGAGGAUGCUGCAACAGUUACAGCAGGAAGAGGAGGAGAAUCGUGCCAAGAGGAACCUGGAGGAUAGCGACUUACUGGUAGAAAUGAAACCUCCCAUUGAGAGAGACCUCGACGACAGGAGACGACGCAGCGUACAGGAAGGCGAGGACGACGAGGACUCAUACCUGGAUGAGGAGGAGGACGACAACCGACCACUGUACAAGAGGUCCGUAGACUGGGACGCCUCGAAUGACCUGUUCACCGGAGGUCUGGGCGACUUCGAGACCAUGAAGAGACGGCGAUGAGGCCCAUUCCUCCCUGGUGUUGACCCCUUCCUCGCCCUCUACACACCUUCUUCUAGGGUGCCUCCUAUAUAUAACCCAGUCUGGCCAACUCUAUAAUAUUUCGGCUUAAACAUUGAUGCCGUUGAUAACAUUCAGGCCUUUAUGUUUCCCUUUAUGUUCAAUGGCUUUCUAAUAAUCAACAUCUCGACUUGGUGAGAUUUUUACGAGUUACUCCUGAACAACUGAAAGAAACACCAAAUUGAAAAUGAAAACCAGGGGAGAGAUGUUCGUGUAAAUCUAACAUCCUAUUAUUCUCUGUGUAAUUGUAUUUCGUGUUUAUACUAGUUUCUUCUGUUCGGAUACAAAUUGAAAAAAAAAUGAAUAUAUAUAUAUAUAUAUAUAUAUAUAUAUAUAUAUAUAUAUAUAUAUAUAUAUAUAUAUAUAUAUAUAUAUAUAUAUAUAUAUAUAUAUAUAUAUAUAAAAUUGCUUCACCAUUACAUAGAUUGACAUUACCGUAUUUUAUAUCCCAAGAACCUCUGUGUCAGCAGCUGGGAGAUUGUCGAUGGUUUUUCCUGUACGAUUGAGAAGAAAAAAUGAUCAAGAAAAUAUCGUUUUAGCUGUUUUAAAUGUUCCUAUAAAUUUAAAAUCACGAGAAUUUUUUUAUGUUUUUUAUGAAAGAAAACUUUUAGAAAAUCUAGCUUGGGAUCCCCCCCUCCCAUUCUCCAUGCAAACAUCGUAUUUUAUCUUGCUUAACACCAUGAAUUUUGUUACUUACCUCAUCGAGAAUGAAAAAAAAAGGAGAAACGAAGGAAAAUGUUUAUAUGUUACACACUACAACUUCUAGUAAAUAAUCUGGGGUGUUCACGGAUUAAUCCUGAGAUAACGAGAGGUAACAGAUAGAAAAUGGACCAAGAAGCCCUAACUGUCUCUACUCAUGCAAACAAUUUAGUAUUUACACAAGUUAUCCCUUAAAAUAUAAAAGAAACUCGAAGAGGCAAAGUUACCAAAGAAAAUGUUUAUAAAAUUACACGAAUAGAACCGCUAGACUUUAUUUAUCUUUAUAGAUGACAUGAUCCUACCCGAGACUGACCCAAAUAGAUUAGUUAUGGUUAAGUUAGUUUAGGUUGGAUCGUAUCGCCUGAAAACAAAAACAUAAAUAAAUAAUCGAAAGUAAGUGGUUUAGUGAUUUUAUUCAUUACGUAUUUUUAGUAUUGGAUAUGUUGCUGGUGAAGUAAGGAGAAUUGUGCAUUAUUGUUUUGACGUUUUAUCAGUUUUUAUGAUUUAUAAACAACUUAGCUCUGCAUUAGUUACUCAGGAUCAGAUGAAAAUAAAAACAAGUGACAAAUAAUGAAGGGGGCAUCUUCCUAUAACAAUUCUUAUACCCCGUUGAACAUUAGAUAACAAUUAAGAAAACGAUAGCUAUUAGAUUAGCGAAUCCAGAUUUUUUUUUAACUAAAUGAAUACAUGUGAGCGUUAUAUCUACAAAGGCGUGUAGUGUCCUGUGACUCGUGACAACAGAUGGUUCUGACUACAAUAGGUAUGAGAAUUCCUCUCCUUUUUCCUCUAAAUUCCCUCCAAAUCUUACUAUCCGUUCUGUAUCUGGUGUUGUGACUAUCUAUAAUGUUUAUUCAUCUCUCUGUCGUAGGUUCUCUCUUAGAUCGCACUCACUGUAACGUCAUAAUAAACAACACCUACUUGCCGAGGCUGGGAACCGUUACAAGACUUUCUUCACCCCUCUUUUCCCCUUGUUGAUAAUCAAAUUCUUAUAUAUUUUGUCAGCGCCAGUGUUGCUGUAUCCCAAUCAUGGGUUUAUAAAGAAACUCGUCAACAACCCACUUAGGAACACUCAAAAUGAGGUUCCUUCGCCAAUAAUCCGAUGUCGAGCGCUCGGAGUGUGGUUCCAUCGUCAAGUACCCACAUUCAAAGACCCAAACGAGGUUCGGUGUAUUCAUGACAUGUACUGUAAAGGUUAUGCACUAAGUGAAGUAUUCCUGUGUAUUGAUUGAUACUUAUCCGUUGGCCAUUGUAGUCUGUAAAGAAGAAACUGCUUCAUGAUACACAACACAAAUAAAGGUUAUUAUUAUACGUUAUCGACAGAGCAUCGGUCAGAUAUGGCAUACCUGAAUUUCUUGGUGUAUUGAGUAUACUCUAAGCUGUUGUUACUGUAUGAUGACUUUUCAAGACUGAUGUUCUUAUUUAUCAUUGUGCUCCCUACUGUUACCAUCACCACUUUCUGUGUACAACCACAAGUUAAAAAUGAAACUAUAUGUACACUUCCUAACCUAUUUAAAUAUGUACAAUUAAAGUACACUUGAUAUAACCACUUACAAUAAGUACACUAUAUAACCACAUAAAAGAUGUACAGUAAGAGUAUUUAAACGAGUACAACUCUUGAAGUUGUGAAAAGUAUGUACGCUUUUACAACCAUUGAAAGAAAGCUGUUAAUUUAAAUAGGUAUAGAUGUUACCGUAUCAAGAGUGAACUUGACAACACAACGCCUCCAACUGAUCAGGCAUCAGUAGAAGAGAAACACUGCACAAUGUACACAAGAUCCUUCAUCACUGAGCCUGGUCACUUGUACAUUCUCACAGCCAAACAACUCCUAAGAUAUAAGUCAGAAUUUCAUUUAACUGAAAUUAUGUACUUAAGUUAUAUUCAUAAAGUAACGAGAUGUGUGUGAUCGCAAUGUACCGUAAUCUGAACGUAGCGUGAUCUUAGUACCUUGAUCUCACCAUACUGAGAGACCAAGUCAGCUCUCUGUUAUACCCAUAGUACAGUAUAACCUUAUUGUGUACGGAUAAGAUGGUUUCAGUAUGUUACGUACAAAUAUAUAAUUACAUAUUAGAGUUACUUAUAAUAUAUGUCAAAUUUUACUGAAGACAGAUGAUUAUAUAUUUUAUCUUUUUCAUUUAUUUUUUUGGAUGAUCUAUAUAUAUUGAAUCUCAUUGCUGUUAUGUUUGUAUCAAAACAAUAAAAGAAAUAUAUUUGAUCAAUUCUGCUAUUUCUAUCUGUGCCAUGAUAGAAAAAGAGUUAUUUUGAAUAUUACAUAGAGAGCAGCAGGGUGUGUAGUGGUGUAUUUGAGACUUCCUACAAUAAAUUCCUCAAGAGAUA